GUCGGAGCAGGGGGAAUGGAGGGCUGGCCCCUAAUGCCUUCUGUGGGGCUGGGAGUCCUCUUCCUCCUCCUCUCGGUGUCUGAGUUCCUCUCGUGUGAAGAAUCGGAAGUUACCCUGGACACCUACUGGUCCGGAACAGCUCCCAUCUGCUUAGGUGGCUGUAAAGGAAAACAUAAAGAACUGAAGCGAAGCCAGUGCGGGAACGGAAGUUGUUGCUGGCUCGGGUACAAAUCCUUCUGCCGAGUCAACUGCGGCCGGCCGGAAGCGGAGUUCAAUUCGGUGGUCUACGGCAACGAUUGGUGGGUAGGAUCCGUGGUGCGCUACAACUGCCGGCCCGGCUUCCUGCUGGUGGGAGACCCAGCGAGCGCCUGCCAGUCGAACGGCCGAUGGACCCCCAAACCGACUUGCCUGCGGAUCUGCCUUCAGGGCCGGAUAGAAAUUAAUGAGCGGGACAUUGACGGGAGCUGCUCCUCCACCUGCCCCAACAAAGUCCACCUGGGGGCUUUUCUGAAUCACGGCUGCCUCAAAAUCUCCUCCUGCGUCACCAAGCAAUCCGGCUGGACCCGCUGGUUUUUCUGCUGUGACUUCUGCCAGUGUGACUGCUACGUCGCCUGCUGUAAGCGAUUCUGCACACCUGCGCCAGCCCUGGGGAAGCCAGAUUGA
Pogona vitticeps (central bearded dragon) is the source of this 663-nucleotide messenger RNA. The record is from RefSeq and is a predicted model, not a curated record. NCBI's taxonomy places the organism in Eukaryota, Metazoa, Chordata, Lepidosauria, Squamata, Agamidae.